Messenger RNA from Plasmodium yoelii, 4950 nucleotides. RefSeq names its product conserved Plasmodium protein, unknown function. Bases 1 to 4950 code for a protein of 1649 amino acids. NCBI's taxonomy places the organism in Eukaryota, Apicomplexa, Aconoidasida, Haemosporida, Plasmodiidae. The record is from RefSeq and is a predicted model, not a curated record. The transcript has 4 exons.
AUGGGGGAAGGACAAAAUCAAGGAUCUAGAAAAUCAGAUGUGAAUCAAAAUAUAAAAAUAUCGAUUCUAGAAAAUGAUAAAUCAAUAAAUAAUGAAUUAAAUGAAAGCUAUAAUAACAUGGAUAAAUUAAAAGAAAUGUCAAGUCAAGAAUUCGAACAAUUAUUAAAUAGUGAUGAUUAUUGUAAAAAUUUAAUUGAAAAUCAAAAUAAUAGAAAAAGUGAAAUUAAAAAAAGAGAUAGAACAUCAGUUUAUUCUAAAAUUAGUUUAUUAAAUGAUGAUUAUUUUUUAAGAGAUGAUUUGAAUAUAAAUAUAAAUGAUGAUAAUAAAAAAAAUAGAAUAAGUGGAAAUAAUCAUGGUAGGCAUUCUUCAAUUUUUAAUUUAAGUGUUACUGAAGGAAAUACAAAAAAUUUAUCAAACACAUUUGAUCAUAAUGACAAGUUUAACGGUUCUUUAUCACAAAGCGAGUUUCAAUAUGAUAGUGAUUUAAUAACCCCAUCUCCUUCUAAAGAUAAAAUUAAUGAAGAAGAAAAUUAUAAUAUAAAAAAUGUGAAAUUUUCUGAACGUUCAGAAAAAAUGAAUCAAUCUAUUGAUAUUUUAGAUGCACAAUUUAAUAAUUUGAAAAAUAAUUUUUUUUUAAAUGAUGAUAAAAAUAAUGAAAUUGAAUGUGAAAAAAAUAAUUGUAUAGAAGAAGAAGAAAAUGAAUAUUAUUUAGGAGAGUAUGCAAGUGAUUCUGAAUAUUUAAGACGAUGUUCUAGAAGUAAAAAAAAUAGUUUAGAAUUAUUAAUGAAUUAUGGUAAUGAUGAUUCACUAAAUAAUAGUAAGACAUCUAAUAAUAGUUUUAGUUUAUGGGAAAAUAAAAUAAACUCUACAAGGCAAAUAAAAAUAAAUAAUGAAACGCCAAAAAAAGGAAUAUUGAAACAAAGCAAUUCCAUAAGUCCGCUAAAGGAAUUAAAAGAUAAUCAAAAUAACCAAAAUAAUCAAAAUAGCCAAAAUAAUAUUAACACAUUUAGUGCCCGAAAAAAGUCGGUACAAUUUUCUCAUAGAUCUAUAGCUGUGUUUGAUGAUAAAGAAAAAAUAUCUCCUUUACAUCUAACACAUUUUACAAGAAUUUCUAGUGAUUCUAAUAUAUCAGAUGCAAAAAGAAAAAGUAUGUCAAAUUCUUCAUUAGGAGAUCAAAACAAUUUAAAUCAAAAUAAUAAUUUUUUAAAAGAUAAUGACAAAUCACCAAUUGACAAACUUUUAUAUAAAUAUGAUAUAAAUACUAGUAUAACUGCAUCUAAUAAUAAUAAUAAAAAAAGAAGAAGUAAUAUUGAAUUUUUAAAUAACAGUGAUAUUAAUUCUAUUCGAUCAAUAUCUCCUGAAUCUGCUCGAUUCAAAACUAAAACUUCCGAGGAUAUGAUUGAAUCAGUAAGAUUGUCUCCUUUAAAAAAAAAAAUAAAAGAACAUUAUUUAAAUGAUAAGAUUCAAAAUGAUGAUGAAGAAUUUUUAAGAAAAUUGUUAAGUACGAGUGAUGGCAAUGCAGAAAAUUACAAGACCAAUUUGGGUUCUGCACACGAUGAAAAGGGUGGAAAAAAUGGCGAAAAAAAUGGCGAAAAAAAUGGCGAAAAAGAUGACGAAAAAGAUGACGAAAAAAAUGACGGAAUAGAUGACGAAGAUAAUAGUUCCUUUAAAGAUGCACUAGAACCCACUGAUGAAAACGAGUUUGAUAUUAAAAAUUCAUAUAAAAGUGAAGGAGAUAAAAUAAUAGAAUAUGGAGAGAAUGAAAAUUUCAUUGUAGAAAAUUCAGUAAAAAAAAAUCCCAAUUUUGAAAUAAAUAAUAUAAAUUUAAAUGUAGAUUGGAAAAUAAGAAGUGACAGAAAAACCAUAAAUAUUGUCGAAAGGAAUAAAAGAUACAACAAUGAUUCUAUUUCAGAAGCAGAAAAUAAUAUUAGAAAUAAAAGAUAUAGAGCUAGCUAUAAUGUUAGAAAUAACAAUUUUGCGAGUACCAAUCUGCAUGGCAGCUUAAAAAAUGCAAGCUUAAAAAAUGAAAUUCCUUUUCAAUCUUCUAAUAAAAUUCAAAAUUGUGAUUAUGAUAUGCAUCAUCAAACUGGAAAAACGAAUGCCAAUGAAUCUGGAAAUGUGGAAAAUGGGGAGAAUGAAAAAUAUGAAAAAUAUGAACAAAAUGAAAAAAAUGAAAAAUAUGAAAAAUAUGAACAAAAUGAAAAAUAUGAAAAAUAUGAACAAAAUGAAAAAUAUGAAUAUGAAGGUGGCGAAAAUGAACAAAAUGAAUAUGAAGGUGGCGAAAAUGAACAAAAUGAAUAUGAAGGAGGAGAUGAUGAGAAAAUGUUCUAUUCGCUCAAUCGAGAACAAAUCGAAUGCGCCGAAAAGGAAAAUGAAUAUGAUGACAAAAAUGGAAAUUAUGAACAGAAUGGCGAGUAUGACAAAAAUGGAAAUUAUGAACAGAAUGGCAAUUAUGAGCAGAAUGGCAAUUAUGAACAGAAUGGCAAUUAUGAGCAGAAUGGCGAAUACGAACAGAAUGGCGAAUACGAACAGAAUGGCGAAUACGAACAGAAUGGCGAAAGCGAGUGGGUAAGAAACGUGAACCCAAAUAUGAAAGAUGCAGAAAAUGUAGAAAAUGUAGAAAAUGAGGAAAAUGAACAAAACGAACCGAAUGCGGAAAAGAGGAAUGAUGUAAAUUUUGAAGAAAUAGAAAAAAGACAAAAUGAGGAAAAUAUUAUUUUAAAAAAAAAAUUAGGAGAAAAUUUAAAAAAAAAACAAGAAAUGAUAAAAGAAACAACAUUAAAUAUUAUACGUCGUUGUAGAGUAUAUUCAUUAAAACAAGUUAGUAAUGAAAAAAAAAAUCUUCCAAAAUUAAUUAAAUUAUAUGAACAUAUAAGAAAUAUAAUAUUCCAAUUUAUAAAUAAAAUUAACACUUUAAAUAAUAUAAGUAUAUAUUUAGAUGAUGCAAUCUUAAAGUAUGAAGUUAUUCAAUUAAAUCAUGGUAAAACAAAAAAAGCUAUAGAUGCAUUAAAAAAAUAUAAUUCAAAACUUAUGAUAAAAAUUAAUGAAAAAAAAAAUAUAUUAGAUAAACAAACUAGUGUGUUAGAUAAUAAAAAUAAAAAAUUAGAAGAGUUAAACAAAAAAUUAAAUAAUUUAAAAACAUUAUAUGAUAAUGGUUCUACAAGAAAACACGAAAUUGAACUAAUAAAAAUGUAUAAAAAUAAAUUAGAAGAAUUAAAAAAAAUAGAAAUUAUUAAAGGGGUUAUAAUAAAAACUUUUAAUAAAUAUGGAAUCAUUUUUGAAUUAUUAAAUUUUAGUUAUUACAAAUUUUCAUCAUUAUAUGAUUAUAAUGAAACACAAAUGAAUUUUUUGUUCUCUAAAGAAAUAUUAGACAUAUCAAUAGGAGAUAAUAAUGAAAAUAAAAUAGAUGAUAAUACAAACAAUAUAUUAUCUAUACAAAAUAGAGAAGACAAAAAAGAUACAGUUUUGAAAAAUAAGAAUGGAGAUUGUUUAAUAGAUAUUGGAAUAAAUGAAAAAAAAAAAAGUUCAAAUAACGAUCGAAAUAAUGAUGUGGAUAUAAAAAAAGAAAAUUUUGAAUGUGAAAAAUAUACUUGUGAUAUAUAUGAACUAUAUCAAAAAGAAUAUAAAUUAAGAUAUUUACUUAAAAACGAAAAUAAAAAAAAAGCAAUUUUUAUUAAUAAAAUAGAAGAACAAGAUUUAAACAAUGAAUGGCCUUAUAAUAUUACGAUAGAUAUAAUUUUUGCAAAUAUUCAAAAACCUAAUGAAGAAAUAGAAAAUAUGAUGAAUGUACAUUCACCUCUAAAAAUAAAAAAUUUAAAACAUUUAGUUUCUAAUAAAAUGCAUUUACAUGAUUCACAUAAUGAAAAAAAUAAUAUAAUUGUAGAUAAUAAUAAUGUUGAUAAUAAUAAAUAUUUAAGUUUGUUUAGACCAUAUAAAAUUUUGGUAAAUUCUUUUAAAGCUUUUAAAGAAAUAAAAAUAACCACAUAUUAUAAGUAUAUAAAUAAUACAAAUAUUUAUCAUCAUAUCUGGAAUAAGACACAUAACAAUGAUAGAUACACAAUAAAUAUAAACACAGUAAAUAAUGAUAAUAAAAUGAACAAUGUGAAUAAUACAAAAAAUGAUUUUUUUUCUGAUUUAAAAAAUAAUAUUGAAAAUUAUUCACAUAAUUAUGAUAAUAAAUUUAUUGGAACUGAAUGGAAAGUCCAAUUAGAAAUUUUGAAAUAUAAAUUAUUGGAAAUAAUAAAUAAAAAAAUUCAAAAAUAUACAAAUGAUAGUCGAGGAUUAUGUUCUAUAAAUAACACAUCUAACAAUAUGAAUAAUCAAAAUAUUUUAGGAAAUAAUUCACUUAAUUUUAAACCAAAUAAAGAAGCUUUGAAAUAUCUUGUUGAAGAGACUGAAUAUUGUUUUUUUAUUAUUAAUCAUUUAUUGUAUCAAUAUAAGAAACUUUUGCAAUGUUUUAUUUAUCUCUCCAAUACAUAUUUUGACUAUUAUCAACACAUUGUUAUUUUCAAAACAAUUUUGCUAUCUAACCACCCCGACACACCACCUCUUUGGCUCUACAUACACAUAAAUGUCGAGGAGUGCUUUUCGUUCGCAUCUUUGUUACAUGGGAUUGUUGAAAUAAAGGUAGAAAGCGUACAUGAUGAAGAUAAAUAUAAUGAAGUUUGUAAAAUAAUUAAUAAUAACAUAAUGAAAAAAUUGGAGCAAUGUAUUUUUGCUUUAAAAUCAAAACCGAUAGACAUAUCGGAGAGAGUCAAUUCAUACAACUUAGUUGACAUUAUAUACACGAUCGUACUAAAUGAAAACUACAACUUUCACACAUAUCAAAAUAGUUUAGAAGAAAAUUUGAAAAAUAUUGGAGCAUGCACCAAUUUAAUAAAUGAGAUGAAAAAUAAAAAUAUAAUAGUUCCAAUUGAUUUUAAAAGAAUCGAAGAAAAAAUUUCUGAAUAA